Rhincodon typus (whale shark) is the source of this 2129-nucleotide messenger RNA. RefSeq lists its product as uncharacterized. Gene Ontology annotation, molecular function: protein binding. The transcript has 4 exons. The record is from RefSeq and is a predicted model, not a curated record. Gene Ontology annotation, biological process: signal transduction. Bases 1600 to 2013 code for a protein of 137 amino acids. Lineage: Eukaryota; Metazoa; Chordata; Chondrichthyes; Orectolobiformes; Rhincodontidae.
GUUGCUUGUGUACCGCACGUAAACAGAGCUUUUCACUGUAUUUCGGUACACGUGACAACAAAAUCAAUCAAUCAAUCAAUCAAUCAAGAAUAAAGUGUGUUUUGAUUCAAGCUUAAUGGUGGACCAAUCCAAUCAUAUCUGGAACACAGUGUCUUACACUUGCCUUUAAAACAAAAACAGUUGUGGUCUAGGCUAUCUCUACAAUAUAUUUCGGGAGAGGCCGGUCUGGUCCCUAACAGUAUUAUGUGAGCAGAGAGCCUGGUGAGAAUCAAGGCAGCACAAUAACCUUGUUGAGGAGGAAGGGGCAAAUCCCAGGAUUUUGGGCAGAGACCUACUACAUAUACAACUAUGGCUGUGCAUUGAGGGACUGGAAUCCUCUACAAUUGAUAAAUCUGUCAGAUUGGUAUGGAGUGCUAUGUCUGGGUAAUCUGGCUACAGUUUAUAUCACUUUGCACUCUGGGGAAACCUUUAACGUGUGGGAAUGCUUCAUUCUGUCACAGUGUCGGAGAUGUAGGUGUUCUCUGCAGUGUAGAGAGCCUCAGAAUCCUCCCUGAACCACCAGUGAACUGGGAACUGUGAUAUGUCACAGAUGUCACCCACUACUGGACGACAGGCAUCAAUGGUGUAAAAGUGAAGAAGCAAGAUGACCUUAGACAGCCCGAGGCAGUGACCUGGCUCACUGAUAAUCUUCUUAGGGAAACCUAAGAACCUCAUGCACUGCUCCUCGGAGUGUUGAGGAAUGCGAUAUGCCCCUUGAAGACUCACUGACUAUCCUCUUGAACACUCCUCCUCUUCGUCCUCCCUCUUCCCCAGCUGUAGGCUGCCCUCUCCUGCCUUCCUUGUUCCUCCCAAAUGCCUCAGCUUGGUGGCAGUGCUAUCAGAGUGCCUUGUUGUGAAAACAGACCAAAACCCUGGAGAAAUCUUCUCAGCUGUUGGAAAUAAGUUUUUGAAGAGUUAGAAGAUGGUUCGCAAAAGGACCAAAGCCAAGUCAACAGUCUCAAAUAUGAAAGCAGCAGCUAAUUUGGAUGGAAUGAGUGAGCUACUCAGCACUGCCCAGUCCUUUCUUGACUGCUUGCUUUAGUUCCAUAAGUUGCUGAGUGAGGUUAUCAGUGAGUCAUGCACCGUCUAUCGACAAAGCGUCCUCCAGUAUGCAGAGUAGCCCAAGCCAAUAUGGCAAGCAGCACACUUGUGGUGUGUGAAAGCUCUACACAUCUACCCACCAUGUUCAAUGCUCAGGAACCCUUGUCGUUGCAUUUGAUAUUCAAAUUUUUUGAGUUGUGCUCUCUUAGUCUGGGUUGUUUGAGUCACACAUUGACUUAGCACCCACCGCUCCGAUCUGUUGAAGAAUGGCUGCCUUGUGAAGCAGAACACAUUUAAUUUUUAACAACGUGGUCAGAACUGUUAUGUUUUAGUUACAGCAUAGCAACAGUGAAUUCCUGUCAUUUGACUGAAUUCCCUCCCGGAUUUCUCCCAUUUGGAAAGGAGAAGUGUUUCAGGGUUCACCCUCGAGAACCAUUCAAGCGAAGCAGGGUAGAGUUCUCAACAGGAUCAACAAUAAGGAGAGUCCCAAGUAUCUACCGACUCCAAUCACGAAUAAACAUGACCUGCCAAACACAGGAGGAUGCAGUGAUCAACCUUAAGUCUGUCCAGGAACUGGCCAAAGACCUGGGCUUUCAAUGGACCAUUGUAGCCUCUGAACUGGGCUUCAGCAGGACGGAGAUCAGCCACUUCCAUCGAGCCUCACUGGAGAAAAAGGUGCAAGCAAGGAAAAUGCUAGAGAGCUGGUAUGAGAAAUCCUGGAACAAGGUGAACAAAACAAAGAUGCUGCAGGAUGCUCUGGAGAGGGCUGGGAGGAAGGAUUUGGCAGAUAAGCUACAGUGUCUGCACUGGGGGCACCAGAAACUCAGUCGGCGUGUGGAGCUACCCUCAGCUUUUCCCUUUCUCAUCACCAUACACAAGACCAUUAAUAACCGGGAAGGAUUGCAGAAAAUCAAUCAACUUGGCAAUAAAUAAUAAGGAAAGCCAUUGGCUGUUGUGUCUUUUAGAAUGUGCACAGUGACAUUAAUUGACUUAAAAUGCUGCACCUAUUGCAUAAAUCUGUACUGGUGUGUGAGUUUUAGUAAAACCAG